Rotaria sordida is the source of this 1776-nucleotide messenger RNA. Lineage: Eukaryota; Metazoa; Rotifera; Eurotatoria; Philodinida; Philodinidae. The record is from the annotation of a GenBank genome assembly.
AUGUCUACAAGUAUUGCUUCUUCGUCAAAUACUCGAUCAUUUGAUCCAACAGCUUUACCGCCUCGAUGGCUUGAUUGUCCAAGAAAAUCAACUAUUAUUGCUGAUAAAUUUAUUGCAUUCAAAACUCCAUUAGAUGAUCGAUAUAAAGAAAAAAUUAAUGUUGGUCAAACAUGGACAUGUUCCAUGUUAAUUGAUGCUGUUAAACGUGAACAAAAAAAUCUCGGUCUUAUUAUUGAUUUAACAAAUACAGAACGAUUUUAUAAAAGUGAUGCUGAAUUCAAAGAUAAAAAUAUACGUUAUGAAAAAAUUCGAUGUCGAGGACAUGGUGAAACACCAAGUGAUGAACAAGUCGAUCGUUUUAUUAAUAUUUGUAAUGAUUUUUUAGAUAAUAAUGCAAAUGGUAUUAUUGGUGUUCAUUGUACACAUGGAUUUAAUCGAACAGGAUUUUUAAUUUGUGCAUAUCUUUGUCGUGAACAUGAUAUGAGUAUUGACGCUACAAUUGAUUUAUUUUCAAAAGCUCGUCCACCUGGAAUAUAUAAACAAGAUUAUCUCAAUACACUAUUGAAAAAAUAUGGUGAUGAAAGUUCUACUGCAAUUCCUGCUCCUGUACGACCUGAAUGGUGUCUUACUAACAGUGAUGAUGAAGAUGAACCCAAUGAACGAGCUGUUGGAGGUGGUGGUAGUAAACGUUCACGUAAUAAUAUUUCUGAACAGUCAAAUAAACGAUUUCGAGAAGAACCACGAAAUUCUAAUCCACAAUUUGCUGUUAGUCUACCUGGUGUUACACCUAGUUCUUUACAACCUACUAUGACAACUAUUCAAUUAAAAUGUCAAAGAAUGUGUGAAUGGAAUCGACAAGGUUUUCCAGGUUCACAACCCGUAUCAAUGGAUAUAACAAAUUAUAUGACGAUAGUUCAAUCUCCGUAUAUGGUUAGUUGGAAAGCUGAUGGAACAAGAUAUAUGAUGUUAAUUGAAGAUGCAAAUAAAAUUUAUAUGUUUGAUCGUGAUAAUAAUGUUUUUGAAAUCACUCAUCUCCGUUUUCCAAAAGAUUCGGACUGUGCACAUCAUUUAACAAAUACACUUCUUGAUGGGGAACUUGUCAUUGAUAAUGUGGAGGGAAAGAAAGUACCGAGAUAUUUAAUUUAUGAUAUUAUAGUCUAUGAAAAUGAAAAUGUUGGAAAAAAAACAUUUAAAGAACGUCUUGAUAUCAUACGUCGUUUAAUUGUUGAUGUGCGAAAUAAAGCUAUUUCAAAAGGUCUUAUUGAUCGAAGUUUCGAUCCAUUUUCAAUACGAAAUAAAGAUUUUUGGGAUUUAUCGACUGUACAUAAAUUAGUUGGACCUAAAUUUCAAGCACAAAUAGCUCAUGAAGUUGAUGGUCUUAUAUUUCAACCUGAACUUGAUCCUUAUAUACCUGGUCGAUCACCUCGUGUACUUAAAUGGAAAGAGGAUAAUACAAUUGAUUUUCGUUUGAAAAUUAGUGUUGAUAGGGGUAAAGUAGGACAAUUACCAGAGAAAAAAGCUCUUUUAUUUGUGAAUGGUAUGCAAACUCCAUUUGCAACAAUGCGUUAUUCACCUGAUUUGCGUCAAUAUGAUAAUAAAAUUAUUGAAUGUUCAUAUCGUGAUGGUCACUGGCAUUUUCACCGAGAACGAACGGAUAAAUCUUUUCCUAAUGCUAAAGAAACAGCAUUUGGAGCCGUUGAAGCAAUACAACAUCCGAUAACAAAAGAAUUACUUUGUUCUCUUAUUGAUGAACAUCUAAAACAUAAUAUGCAUUAA